ACUAUAGAUUGAUUACUAGUUUAUCUUUCCAGUCUGAAAGGCUCCCUCAGCCUGUCAAUGCUGAGGGCCCGAAACUCCCAUAACAGGACUUAAGAGCUUGGGCAGCCAAUGUCUUGUGGGUUUGGCCUUCUGGGUGUCUGAUACUUGAGCCUGGUGUGGUUACUCUUGACCCCUGACUCCCACCCCAUCCAGUCCGGUGGCAGGGGCUAUGUGGAUCAGCUGCCUGAUGGGCUGCCUGGGCUUAGGUUAAGUCUAAAGGACAUUUACAUUUGGCUCAGCAUAUGCAGAACAAGCAGAAUUUUCUGCACUGAGUGGAACAGGUGGUCAGAACUAGCAUUUCUUUACUCUGCCUGGUGCUUAAGUUACUAAUUCAUUAGGGUUCCAGUGUAGCGCCAGAACAAGGCCCCUUGCUUACCUCAAGUUUGGCAGGAACCGGUUUAAAGAGAAGCAGUGUGAUCACAACUGGUUGCAGUUGAGGGCCUGAAAGUUAUGUGCAGUAUGGUUUUCAGUUGUUCCUUUGCUGGCCCUUGUGAACUGUGCCUUAGUAGAGACACUUUGUUCCUGCUGCCUCCAAAGAUCAUGAGAAAGGUACGACUGCUAAGAAGUUAUGUUUUCCAAAGAGCUCAUCUUAGCUCCCUUCUUGUGUGGUCCCCAAGUUCACUUUGCAUCACCGGGGCCUGCCUUCCUAACAUGAAGCCCCUCUGCUGAUGCUUCCAAGUUCCUCCUGCACUUUCUCCUGCUGACUGCUUUCUGCUUACGGGAGGAGGGAAGCCCAGGGCGCGUUCUUCAUCAUCCUUGCAGAUACAUCAGUGAUCCAGCAACCAUCUGUGGAGAACACAGACCCUUGCCGGCAUUUCACCUCGCCUCCUGGAUGUGGCCAGGUCAGCAAGAUGUCAACAUGGCAAGAUGUGAUAAUUAAUGGCGUUACCUGCUCUUUACCCGUGGCUCUGCAGCCCCACCUUUCCAGCCACCUGUCUGCCCAGACACCUACAGCAGAAAUUAGGGCCCAGUGGCACCAAGAUGCCUGUCUGUAGGUUGCAAAUGCAUUCUUUCUAGUUUCUGUAUCUGGACCCUGGGAGGUCUCACCUGUGUCUAGUCUUCGUUUUCAGAGUCUUGUCAGGACAGUGCCUGAAGAAUCUGAAUGCAUAAGAUGCCUGGAUGUGGGUCCCGGACAGGGUGUAGGGAUCCUCUGGUCCCAGUCAGAAAACUCCAUGGAAGGGAAUAGAAUUUCUUCAACCUAAUGGCAGGUUUGAGUGGAAUACAACAUUGGCUUUGGGCCAAUCAACCACACCUGUUCCAGUGGGCGGGGCCCGAGUCCGCAAAAGGUAGGCGGGCCCGGAGGAGCAGGCCCUAGAGCACAAAGCGAAUGUGCAGCUGCGGCCUGCCAGGCUCCAGAGGGAAUCUGCGCACCACCCAGGAGCGGGAUGCCCAGGCAGCAUCAGCCACGCAGCGGCGCCAGAGCUCACAGUCAGGCCGGUCCUCUGUUUGCCAAGAUGUCACGUGGUACGGGGCCGCGGAGCUCGAUGAUUGGCCGCCAGCGAAACUCUCGUCCCGCCCACCUCGGUCACGUGGUACGGCCGGCGCAGCUUGAUAACGCAGCUCCCAGCCCCUCGGCGCCGCUCCUGCCCCGCCCCGCCACCGCCGCCGCGCCGAGUCCUUUUGUCCAAGAUGGCGGCGCCGGGGGCGCUGCCUCCUGGGCUGCCGCCGCUGUCGCUCUGAGGGACUUGCGGGCCGCCCGCCCGCCGAGCCGGCGCGAUGAAGCGGCAGAACGAGCGAGACUCCAGCCCGAGCGGGCGUGGCUCGUCAUCUUCCGCCAAGCGGCCGCGGGAGCGCGAACGAGAGGCAGAGGCGGGCGGGCGGCGAGCAGCGCACAAGGCCUCCGGCGGCACCAAGCACCCGGUUCCAGCGCGGGCUCGUGACAAGCCCCGCGGCAGUGGCGGAGGCGGCGGGCAUCGCGACGGGCGCGCUGCCGGGGAUGCGAAUCACCGAGCGAGCAGCGGGCGCUCCUCGGGCGCGCCCGGAGGCGGAGGACGCACCGGCAAGGCCUCCGGGGACCCGGGUGCUGGCGGCGCGUCGCCCCGUGCAUCUCCACUCCCGCCGCCCCCGCCGCCCCCCGGGGCGGAACCUGCGGGUCCCGGUUCCACGACGGCUCCGGAGUACAAGACGCUCCUCAUCAGCAGCCUGAGCCCCGCACUGCCGGCCGAGCACUUGGAGGACCGGCUCUUCCACCAGUUCAAGCGGUUCGGUGAGAUCAGCCUGCGCCUGUCACAUACACCGGAGCUGGGCCGCGUGGCCUAUGUGAACUUCCGGCACCCACAGGACGCGCGUGAGGCCCGCCAGCAUGCCUUGUCCCGGCAGCUGCUGCUCUACGACCGCCCGCUCAAGGUAGAGCCGGUGUACCUGCGCGGCGGCGGCGGGAGCAGUCGGCGCAGUAGCAGCAGCAGCGCCGCCGCCUCCACGCCGCCCCCGGGGCCUCCCACGGCCGCCGACCCUCUGGGCUAUCUGCCCCUGCACAGUGGCUAUCAGUACAAGCAGCGCUCGCUGUCUCCGGUAGCCGCCCCGCCCCUGCGGGAGCCCCGUGCGCGACACACCACCGCAGCCUUCGCCCUGGAUGCUGCUGCCGCGACUGCCGUGGGACUGUCUCGGGAGCGAACCCUGGACUACUACGGGCUGUACGACGACCGCGGUCGCCCUUACGGCUACCAGGCUGUGUGCGAGGAGGACCUAAUGCCAGAGGAUGAUCAGAGAGCCACUCGAAAUCUCUUCAUUGGGAACCUGGACCACAGUGUAUCUGAGGUGGAGCUUCGACGGGCCUUCGAGAAGUAUGGCAUCAUCGAGGAGGUGGUCAUCAAGAGGCCUGCCCGCGGCCAGGGGGGUGCCUAUGCCUUCCUUAAGUUUCAGAACCUGGACAUGGCACACAGGGCCAAGGUGGCUAUGUCUGGCCGGGUGAUUGGCAGAAACCCCAUAAAGAUUGGCUACGGCAAGGCUAACCCCACCACCCGCCUCUGGGUGGGUGGUCUUGGACCUAACACCUCGCUGGCGGCCCUGGCCAGAGAAUUCGACCGCUUUGGGAGCAUUCGGACCAUCGAUCACGUCAAAGGAGACAGCUUUGCCUACAUCCAGUACGAGAGCCUGGACGCAGCCCAGGCUGCCUGUGCUAAGAUGAGGGGCUUUCCCUUGGGUGGCCCAGAUCGCAGGCUCCGGGUGGAUUUUGCCAAAGCAGAGGAGACUCACUAUCCCCAGCAGUACCAGCCCUCACCUCUCCCUGUGCAUUAUGAGUUGCUCACUGACGGAUAUACCCGGCAUCGAAACUUGGAUGCUGACCUUAGGGUGCGGGAUAGGACCCCUCCACACCUUCUGUAUUCAGACCGAGACCGGACCUUUUUGGAAGGGGACUGGACCAGCCUCAGUAAAAGUUCGGACCGCAGAAACAGCCUGGAGGGCUAUAGCCGCUCAGUGCGCAGCCGGAGUGGUGAGCGCUGGGGGGGAGAUGGGGACCGGAGCAUAGCCAAGCCCUGGGAAGAGAGACGCAAGCGGAGGAGCCUUUCCAGUGACCGUGGGAGGUCAGCUCACUCCCCUUAUGAGGAACGGAGCAGGACCAAGGGUGGGGGACAGCAGUCUGAGCGAGGCUCGGACCGCACCCCCGAGCGUAGCCGAAAGGAGAACCACUCCAGUGAAGGGACCAAGGAGUCAGGCAGCAACUCCCUCAGCAACAGCAGACAUGGUGCUGAGGAGAGGAGCCACCAUCACCACCACCACGAGGCUCCAGACUCUUCCCAUGGGAAAAAGACUAGAGAGAGUGAACGCAAUCAUCGGACCACUGAGGCAGAACCCAAGACUCUUGAAGAGCCAAAACAUGAGACCAAAAAGCUAAAGACUCUCUCAGAAUAUGCGCAGACACUGCAGCUGGGUUGGAAUGGGCUUCUAGUGUUGAAAAACAGCUGCUUUCCGACAUCUAUGCACAUCCUUGAGGGGGACCAGGGGGUCAUCAGUGGUCUCCUCAAAGACCACACUUCUGGCAGCAAGCUGACCCAGCUAAAGAUUGCCCAGCGUCUUCGACUGGAUCAGCCCAAGCUGGAUGAGGUCACCCGUCGCAUCAAGCAGGGGAGCCCUAACGGCUAUGCUGUGCUCCUAGCCAUCCAGUCAACCCCCAGCGGGCCUGGCACUGAGGGGAUGCCCGUGGUGGAGCCAGGCCUACAGAGGCGGCUUCUCAGGAACCUAGUCUCCUACUUGAAACAGAAGCAGGCUGCGGGAGUGAUCAGCUUGCCGGUGGGUGGGUCCAAGGGCAGAGACAGCACUGGCAUGCUCUAUGCCUUCCCGCCCUGCGACUUUUCCCAGCAGUACCUCCAGUCAGCACUGCGGACAUUGGGCAAGUUAGAGGAAGAACACAUGGUGAUAGUUAUAGUAAGAGACACCGCCUAGCCCACACCUGUGUCUUCCAGCUGUGUUUGUGUCACAGAAGCAGUUACUUUAAGAAUCUGCUCCUUCUCCACCUACCUUGUCCCUUGGUUUGAAUUCUCUGCUGGGUUUUUGUGGUUCAUUUGGUGGCAUCCUGUCUACUGCUAAAACUAUGUUCUUAGAUUUGGGGGGAUUUCUGUUUUUUAUAAGAAGAAACUGUUAUGUUUCCCGUGUAUGAGAUUGUCUGCUGUAUUCUGUAUUUUUUUAUAUUUUAUUUUAUUUUUUUGACUAACUGUAUGGAAAAUUGUCAGUAAAGCCUUUGUCAGAGGAUGAAUUUUUAAUCCCA
Molecule: messenger RNA, 4744 nt
Organism: Apodemus sylvaticus (European woodmouse)
Lineage: Eukaryota; Metazoa; Chordata; Mammalia; Rodentia; Muridae
Gene: Rbm15b
Product: RNA binding motif protein 15B
Exons: 1
Coding region: 1756-4422 (888 amino acids)
Biological process (GO): regulation of alternative mRNA splicing, via spliceosome
Cellular component (GO): nucleus
Molecular function (GO): mRNA binding
Source: RefSeq, a predicted model, not a curated record